AUGUACGAACGAACCGGGGAUACAGGAUGUGGAACGGGGUUUGAUCGAACAUUUGGGGCAGCUAGUUACCUGUUCGGACCGGGAUAUACAGUAGACUUGCCUGUGAAAGCGAUUGAGUUGAGUGACUUAUCGGAAAGAGCAGCGUGGAGCAGAGCAGUCAUGAUAACAGUUAGCGGAAUUUGCCGUAGGAAGAAUUAUCUAUACCACGGAAUCGGCAUUGAACCCGCAAGGGCGUGGCGAUGCAGCAACAACAGGACUAAUACGAAACUAUUGGAACAACCCCAAAAGACAACACAAAAGCCACCCACAGCAGACCAAAGAGUCGUAGAGCCUUUAUGGUUAGGCGGAGCGUUGAAGGGUCGACCAGCCAACCAGGUUUUAAUCGGCAGGGAUGGCGUCGAAAAGUAUGCGAGUGACGAGGAGUCAGUGGACACGUUGAGGGAGUGCCUAUUAGCAGAGAAAACCCUCGUGGAUUUACAGCAACGUGAAGCGCGUGAAGACGAGGCAGCUGAAGAGAAGAGAAAGGAGGAGUACUUGAGGAAACAGCGUCGUCGCGAACAGGAACGCGAGGAAUGGAAAGCCGCGAAGAAAAAAGACAAGGAAUUAACAAGACAACAAGGUCGGUCGGGAGAUCUACGGGCACAACUCUCGUCGAGAGAGAACAGCCGUAGCCGCAGUCAACAACGUAGUAAGACACCACGAAACAGGAGCCAGAGCAGAAGCCGUUCACCGGUGAGGGAUAGAGCACGGUCACCACCCACAUUUGGAGCCUCUAGAUUUGCACCGUCCAGCACGACAGGGAGUAAAGCAGAGAGUUUCUACAGGGAACGCGGGUAA
Molecule: messenger RNA, 837 nt
Organism: Sphaeroforma arctica JP610
Lineage: Eukaryota; Ichthyosporea; Ichthyophonida
Exons: 2
Coding region: 1-837 (278 amino acids)
Source: RefSeq, a predicted model, not a curated record